CUGAGAAGCUUAGUUAGAAAAAUGAGAGCGUUUGCGUUUCUCCUGUAUCUAUCUGUACUAGUCCUCUGCUGCAGAAAUUCAAACUCCCAAGAUGUGCAGUUCGUUUCUCAGCCAGUUAAUGCUGUAGUAUCUCCUGGAGGCUCAGCCACACUUGACUGCAGUCUCACGGGGCCAGUGGUUGAUACAUCAUGGUACAAGGACUCCUCCAACACAGCUGUUGAGCUAAACAAUGGCACCAAAUAUGUCAUACAUGCAAAUGGAUCAUUAAAAAUCACUACUUUUACAAACAAUGAUGCUGGGGAGUAUUACUGCAUUGCUGCUAGUAGUCAUGGCUCAGUUAGGAGCUCUACAGGGAGACUACAACUUGCAGUCAUUGGUUCAGUAUCUUCAAGCACUAAAACUCUAACAGUCCAACCAAACACUCCACUUGUAUUGAACUGUACUGUCCCCAGUAGCACUCCCCCAGUUAAAGUUGUAUGGUAUCGUGGCAGUACUUCUCCUGUGGCUCUAAGUACUAGAAUAGGAGUAUCAUUAUCACAUCAGCUGGUCUUCAGCUACCUUAUCAGCUCUGAUCAAGCAGUAUUCACAUGCAAGUAUCACAAUGAGCUUAUACCAAACUCUGAAACAGACAGUAACUCUUAUUUUAUAUCAGUAUCAGGUAACUCGGCAGCUAAUCCAAUAAUUACUUUGCUCAGUGAUGCAAUGCAUGCCACUCAACCCACAAUAAAGGCUGGAAUGAGUAUACAAAUGGAGUGCUUUGCCACAGGAAGGCCUAUACCCACUUAUACCUGGAGCAAAGAUGGAGCAACACUUGGAGGAUCUCAAAGAAUCACUUUCAGUCAAAACAGUCGAAUUCUCUCAAUUACCAACGCUAGCCUAGAAGAUGCUGGGAUUUAUAUAUGUAGAGCUAGCCAAGGAAGCAAUGAAUUAACAAGAAAUACUAACCUAACCGUAAUAGAUCCUCCACACAUAACACAAUCAUUUGGCUCUGUGACUCAAUUUGCUUCUCUCUCAAUUAACGUCUCAUGUGUAGCCAAAGGCGAUGGCCUAAUUCGCUGGCUGUGGAGAAACAACAGUCAGACACUUACCCAAUCCACCAAUACAUACUAUACCGAGUCUGGUCUAGUUUCACUCCUUGUAAUAGAGAGCCUUGAUGUGUAUAGUGGUGGUAUACUCCAGUGCGUGGCAUAUAAUGAUAAUGACAACACUCUAACGUCUUCUGCCAAUCAUAAUCUAAAUGUUCAAACAAUGAAUCCUACAUUCAGUACAGUCCCUGCUGAUGUUUUUGUCUUCACUGGUGACAAGUUUGUUCUACCAUGUUAUGCUGUUUCAUAUCCUUUCCCUACAUUCUAUUGGCAAAGAAACAAUGUUCAGCUAUCCAUAGAUACCAACAGCAGAUACUCUCUCUCUACUGAUCACGUAUUCAAUGGAACUCUUGUAGUAUUGAGUGCCCAAAGGAGUGAUAGCGGUAAUUACAGGUGCCUAGCGGAGGGUUCUUCUGGAGCGAUAUCUUCAACUAGUCCAGUGGUUGUUCGUGUAAUAGAUACUCCUACUGUUGCCUCUACUCCACAAAAUCAGUUAAUACCACAAGGUGGCACUGUCUCCCUCUCCUGCUCUAUCUCUGAUGUAUCACAAACUUCAAUAACAUAUUCAUGGACCCGUGACGGUGCACCCAUAAACUUGAAUUCUAAUAGCAGAUAUACUCUUUUCCCAACAAAUGGGUCUCUGUUAAUACAAGGCUUUACUGCUAAUACUGAUUCUGGGAGGUAUGCUUGCACAGUUAGUCUUGACCCGAUGGGAAACAACGCUCCUCCACUGUCUUAUGAUAUUGGCUCUGCUUUCAUAUCGACAGUUCCCCCCACUCCACCUUCUCCCCCUCACUCUUUCUCUGUUAUUACUACAACUGCCAACAAUAGCGUACACAUGUCAUGGUCUUCACCAAUUAACAAUGGCAGUCUAGCAAUCCUUCAAUACAACAUUAUACUGGUCCCUUUACAAAUAGAAGGGAGCAGAGAGCCUUGUCCCUUUCAAAAUGACACUGUUAAUGUGACCGUUUUGGAUUCUAGUCUUUCUGUUGUUGUCCCACUACGCCCACACACAAAGUACAGGGCUCUUAUGUAUGCUGUGAAUUCCAGAGGUACUAGUAACGUUAGUGACGAGUUUGACUUUACUACAGAGGAGUCAAUUCCUUCUUCUUCUCCUCAGUUACUCACUGUAGAGGAGACGCCAUUACUAGGCCAGCUAUUGGUCAGUUGGUCUCAUCCUACAUGCCAAGACAGAAAUGGGAUCAUCACUAACUACACUGUAUCUUAUACUCCUUCCUCCUCUUCCUCCUCUCCUGUCUAUGUGACAUUGACUGAUAACAGUACAUCAGUAUUAUUGAAUGGCUUGGAUGUAUUGACAGUGUACAGUAUAAGAGUUGCUGCUAGUACCAGGAUAGGACGAGGUCCUUAUUCUGAUCCAGUGACAAAAGAAACAAGUAAAGCCAGCCCUCCACUCUCUCCCAUUCCUACUACUUCAACCAACAGUACUUCGCCUAACUGUACAAAUGUGUCAAUCUCAUGGAGACCUCCUCCUCCAGUUGCUUCUGAGCCUCUCAACAAUCUAACCAACACCUCACACUACGUACUAUCAAUCAGUCAUAACAUUGCAUUCUUAACUCCUAUGAAUGUGAACACCACUAAUACAAGUUAUACUUACAAGUCAGGCAGUGGAGGUUUAUCAUUGCACAUCAAUGUGUCUGCAGUUAAUGCUUUUGGAAGGAGUCCUCCUCUUGAAUAUUUUAUAAUUUUACCAAAUUGUCCAGUGGAAACAUCACCCACCCCAUCUCCCUCUUCUGGUUCUGUGUCGUUUUAUGAAGAGGAAUGGUUUCUAUAUGCUGCAGGAGGUGCCGGAGGGGGUAUAGUUCUCUCUCUCCUUCUCUUCCUCUGCAUUUGCUGCUUCUGCUGUGUUUGUUAUUGUGCAAAAAAGAAAAGAAAAACUGUACAUAAUGUCGAUCAACAGUCUUCAUCAUCCAGACCUCGGUUUCAUUUUGUUUAUCCAAACAGGAGAUCAACUGUUCUUGAUAAAAUGAUGAAUGUACAAGCUCUUUCCCCAGACCAGUCUCACCAGUCUGUAUAUGCUGAACUAGGAGAAGUAAAUAUACCAAGGACAGGAGCCAGUCUCACUGCUACUCCUCCACACCCUUCAAGAAAUGGAACCAUCGAGAAUGGGAUGAACACACUGACCUCACAAACCUCCACACUCCGUUCUAAGUAUGAGUACAAGUCACCAUUAGAGAGAGAGGCUGAGAGAGGACAGAGAGAAAUGACAGCAGAGGAAGAGGAGGAGGAAGAGGGUUUAGAUCAAAUGCCUCAGAUCAUUAAUUCUUCUUCAAGAUCAAAGAAAAGAUCCUCUACAGCUCAGAGGAAGUUGUUCCAACCCAGUGAUGCCAGCCAACAGCAAACAAGGAGCCUCUCACUCACAAAGUACAAACGAUCAAGAACUAGGGGAGAAGAUGGGAGAGGAGGGUCUAGCAGUCCGACCGACACAGUCUCUAGUUUUGAAUACGAGAGUCAUUCUCAGAUACACGAUAAAUUGGCUGCCUUAAAGUCCCAGGCCUCCAUUGAUGGAGGGGCUCCGGUAGUACCAGCAGAAAGAGAGAGGAGAGAUGUCAUGCAUUAUCCAACUGAUCCAAGGAUCAAUCCUCAUUAUAACCUGCUGCAUCCACCUAGACUUGGUAACGUACAUCCAUCUCUCUGUACAACUGGUCCACUACCAACUACUGACAAUAAUUUUAGACAUUUGCCUGAUCUAGCACUAAUGACAGCGUUACCCUCUUCAUCUCUCUCAUUGGGACCAUAUUCUCCUGCUCUGUCAGAUGCUUCAUCUCGAAUGUCUUCUUCGACUGCUAAAGGUCACGUUUCGUACAACAAUCCUUAUAAUAAAGGAGACUAUACUAGUGGAAAUAAAGAGGAAGACUAUUAUCAGACACCAAGAGCUGCAAGACAAGCAGCGAUGACUGCUAAGUUAUCUCUAGUCAACUCACAAAUGUCAUUAGUUUAAAUUAGACAACAAUAAUAAUAACAAUACACUUUUUUAUAAUCAUAUAUAAUACUAACAAUAAUGAUAAUAGUUAAAUGAGGAGAUAAAUAAUUGUCAUAUAAUA
Messenger RNA from Amphimedon queenslandica, 4147 nucleotides. Its product is annotated as protein sidekick-2-like. Gene Ontology annotation, molecular function: protein binding. Bases 22 to 4044 code for a protein of 1340 amino acids. The transcript has 14 exons. NCBI's taxonomy places the organism in Eukaryota, Metazoa, Porifera, Demospongiae, Haplosclerida, Niphatidae. The record is from RefSeq and is a predicted model, not a curated record.